Platichthys flesus (European flounder) is the source of this 3362-nucleotide messenger RNA. Its product is annotated as ribonuclease inhibitor-like. Gene Ontology annotation, molecular function: protein binding. Lineage: Eukaryota; Metazoa; Chordata; Actinopteri; Pleuronectiformes; Pleuronectidae. Bases 444 to 2330 code for a protein of 628 amino acids. The transcript has 13 exons. The record is from RefSeq and is a predicted model, not a curated record.
CAGUGGACCGAUCGAUCAGACUCGGCUCUUCAGGACUGCUUCAGCACAACGGAGUGGUGCGUGUUCCAGGAUGAUGACAUCAACACGUACACGGACGCGGUCAUCUGCUACAUUAGCAAAUGCAUCGAUGACGUCGUACCCAGGACUACAGUAAAAAAACAUUUCCCAACUAGAAGCCCUGGAUAAAUGGUGAUGUCCAUGCUAAACUCAAAGCACGGACUGCUGCUCCGGAGUGCUAUUAGCAGUGCUAAGAGACUCUACAGGGACAAAGUGGAGUCCCAUUACAAGGGCUCCAACACUAGGAACAUGUGGGCCGGACUGAGAACCAUCACAGACUACAAAGCCAAGACCUGCAGUGCUGAUGUGGUGUUUGCAUCUCUCCCAGAGGAUCUGAAGCAUAUGGACUAAUUUGUUGUGGACUCUCAGAGACUCAUUGUGAAGUCAUGGCCUCAGUUCUGAAGUCAGACCCCUCACAUCUGAGAGAACUGGAUCUGAGCUUCAACAGCCUGCAGGAUUCAGAAGUGGAGCUGCUGUUUUCUGGACUGGAGGGUCCAAACUGUCGACUGGAAACUCUGAGGUUGUGGAAAUGCAGACUGUCAGAGAUCAGCUAUUUAUCUCUGGCUUCAGCUCUGAGUUCAAACCCCUCCUAUCUGAAAGAACUGGAUCUGAGAGACAACAACCUGCAGGAUGAAGGACUAAGGCUGCUGUGUUCUGGACUGGAAAGUCCAAACUGUCGACUGGAGACUCUGAGGUUGGAGAGCUGCAGACUUGAAGAGAUCAGCUGUUUAUCUCUGGCUUCAGCUCUGAGUUCAAACCCCUCUCAUCUGAGAGAACUGGAUCUGAGGGACAACAACCUGCAGGAUGAAGGACUAAGGUUGCUGUGUUUUGGACUGGAAAGUCCAAACUGUCGACUGGAGACUCUGAGGUUGGAGAGCUGCAGACUUGAAGAGAUCAGCUGUUUAUCUUUGGCUUCAGCUCUGAGUUCAAACCCCUCCUAUCUGAAAGAACUGGAUCUGAGGAACAACAACCUGCAGGAUGAAGGACUAAGGCUGCUGUGUUCUGGACUGGAAAGUCCAAACGUGCGACUGGAGACUCUGAGGUUGGAGAGCUGCAGACUGUCAGAGAUCAGCUGUUUAUCUCUGGCUUCAGCUCUGAGUUCAAACCCCUCUCAUCUGAGAGAACUGGAUCUGAGGGAUAACAACCUGCAGGAUGAAGGACUGAUGUGGCUGUGUUCUGGACUGGAAAGUCCAAACUGUCGACUGGAGACUCUGAGGUUGGAGAGCUGCAGACUGUCAGAGAUCAGCUGUUUAUCUCUGGCUUCAGCUCUGAGUUCAAACCCCUCUCAUCUGAGAAAACUGGAUCUGAGGGACAACAACCUGCAGGAUGAAGGACUAAGGCUGCUGUAUUCUGGACUGGAAAGUCCAAACUGUCGACUGGAGACUCUGAGGUUGGAGAGCUGCAGACUGUCAGAGAUCAGCUGUUUAUCUCUGGCUUCAGCUCUGAGUUCAAACCCCUCUCAUCUUAGAGAACUGGAUCUGAGGGACAACAACCUGCAGGAUGAAGGACUGAUGUGGCUGUGUUCUGGACUGGAAAGUCCAAACUGUCGACUGGAGACUCUGAGGUUGGAGAGCUGCAAACUGUCAGAGAUCAGCUGUUUAUCUCUAGCUUCAGCUCUGAGUUCAAACCCCUCUCAUCUGAGAGAACUGAAUCUGAGGGACAACAACCUGCAGGACGAAGGACUAAGGCUGCUGUUUCCUGGACUGGGAAGUCCAAACUGUCGACUGGAGACUCUGAGGUUGGAGAGAUGCAGACUGUCAGAGAUCAGCUGUUUAUCUCUGGCUUCAGCUCUGAGUUCAAACCCCUCUCAUCUGAGAGAACUGGAUCUGAGGGACAACAACCUGCAAGACGAAGGACUAAGGCUGCUGUGUUCUGGACUGGAAAGUCCAAACUGUCGACUGGAGACUCUGAGGUUGGAGAGCUGCAGACUGUCAGAGAUCAGCUGUUCUUCUCUGGCUUCAGCUCUGAGGUUAAACCCCUCUCAUCUGAAAGAACUGGGUCUGAGUGACAACAACCUGCAGGAAGAAGGAGUGAAGGAGCUGAUCAAUCUAAAGCAGAGUUCAGGCUGUCGACUGGAGACUCUGAGGUUGAAGGGCUGCAGACUGUCAGAGAUCGGCUGUUCUUCUCUGGCUUCAGUUCUGAGGUCAAACCCCUCUCAUCUGAGAGAACUGUGUCUGACUAACAACAACCUGCAAGACUCAGCAGUGAAGGAGCUGCUUGAUCUAAAACAGAGUUCAGGCUGUCGACUGGAGACUGUGAGAUGGAGCUGGUGAUCUUUGUGGAGGUGAAUGUGAAGAGGACGGAGACUGAGCUGUGUCCUGAUGAUCCACAGAGGCUGAAGCAGCAGCAGCUUGUGUGUGGUUUCUAAUUUACACAACCCCUAAUCUGUACGCGUUAGUGAGUAGAAGCUGGAGCACCUGUUUAAAUCACAGGGAGAACGUGCCUUCCUUGCUUCCAAUUAAAACAGUCAGGAAUUUAGGAUUGAUCUUUGAUCCUGAUUUGUCCUUAAAUUCACUUUUAAAACAAAUUUCUAGGACCGCCUUCUUCCACUUGCAUAAUAUCUAAAAAAAUAGAAUUCAGGAUUACUUGUCGUCCCUAAAGUCUUUAAAAGUGGAGUAGGAGCCAGAGCUUUCAGCUAUAAAGCUCCUCUCAUGUGGAUUCAUCUCCCACGUUCAGUACGGGAUGCAGACACUAUCUCUACGUUUAAAAGUAGGCUUAAAACCUUCCUUUUUGAUAAAGCUAAUAGUUAGAGAUGGCCCAGCCUUGUCUUAGACCUGCUCUUAGUUAUGCUGCUAUAGGUCUAGAAUGUCGGGGACACAUGACACAAGGAGCUUCUCUUUCCAGCUUCUCCUUCCGCUUCUCCAUCCUUCUUCCACGGAGUCCCUUUGCCUUAUCGUCCGCAGACCCACGGCCACGGCUGCGACCACAUCGUGGACUAUAAUGGUGGAUCAAGUAUCAGUUAUCGUGAUUGUAAUGGUGUAUCUUGUAUCGUGCUAUUCUGGUCAAAAUUUCCUUACAACAGCUGCAGCAGAACAAAGCAGCACGACUGUACUGUAUUGAGUGACUUUUCCCUCUAUUCACGUGAGCCGCUAAUGCUGCAUUGUGUCUGUGUCAGAUGGAAAUUCAGUAGCCUAUAAUAUUAAAAUUUCUUGUUUUGAGUAGCCUCUGUGCAGGGAAUCCAACACGUGACAAACAUGGAUGUGAUAGUUCUCAUGAAGCAAGCAGUCAUCUCUCUUGCCGUGAUCACGACAUCAGCUCUGGACCAUGUUCACGAUGACAAGAAUAAAACUUUUCCCCCUGCUAAA